Molecule: messenger RNA, 856 nt
Organism: Anolis carolinensis (green anole)
Lineage: Eukaryota; Metazoa; Chordata; Lepidosauria; Squamata; Anolidae
Gene: gins3
Product: GINS complex subunit 3
Exons: 3
Coding region: 74-706 (210 amino acids)
Biological process (GO): mitotic DNA replication initiation
Cellular component (GO): GINS complex
Source: RefSeq, a predicted model, not a curated record
UGUACAGAGGCGAGGGGGCAAUAGGAAGUGCGUCUGCGCCUGCGCGGAGGCGCGGAAUUGGACCGUUGUGGCCAUGGCGGAGGCCUACUCGCCGGUGGAGCCCGGCCUGGGCCCCGAGGAGAGCUUCCUCUCGCUGCCGGACCUGCUCAUGUCCCACGAGCGGCUUCCCUGCCGCGCCCAGGCCGCCCUCCCGCGCCUGGCCCUGGCCCUGGGCAAAGCGCCAAGCGACGCCCUGCCUGAGGGCACCAAGCUGGAGCUGCCACUGUGGCUGGCCAAAGGUCUCUACAACAACAAGCAGAAGAUCCUUUCUGUGGAGCUGCCAACUGUUUACAAGGAGAGCUGGAGGACUGUCUUCAGCGCCGACGCCAACGUGGUGGACCUACACAAGCUGGGGCCCUACUACUAUGCCUUUGGCUCCCAAAUGCUGAACUUUGACAGUCCUGAGAAUGCAGAACUUGCGCAGACAAUCCUUCAGACCUUCAUCAGCCGCUUCCGCCGCAUCAUGGACUCCUCCCAGAACGCCUUCAACGAGGACACGUCGGCCUUGGUGGCCCGGCUGGACGAGACGGAGCGGGGCUUGUUCCAGGCCGGGCAGAAGGGGCUGAACGACUUCCAGAGCUGGGAGAUGGGGCAGGCCUCGCAGAUCACGGCCUCCAGCCUGGUCCAGAACUACAGGAAGAGGAAGCACAGCGAGUUGGAUGCCUGAUUGUUUUGGCUCAUCUAGAAACAAUCAUGGCAUGUUUGGGACGGAACGCCCUUCGCCUAAACAUGCUCUGCUGCAGUCUUGUCCAAAGCAGAAACAUUUAAGAAAGGAGUUAAUGUUUUAAUCCCUCUCUUUAAGUGUCCGACAAACUGA